Topomyia yanbarensis is the source of this 6190-nucleotide messenger RNA. It is a transcript of the gene CycG, whose product is annotated as cyclin G. Gene Ontology annotation, cellular component: cyclin-dependent protein kinase holoenzyme complex; nucleus; cytoplasm. The transcript has 7 exons. The record is from RefSeq and is a predicted model, not a curated record. Gene Ontology annotation, biological process: regulation of cyclin-dependent protein serine/threonine kinase activity; mitotic cell cycle phase transition. The coding region runs from base 1472 to 2890 and encodes 472 amino acids. Lineage: Eukaryota; Metazoa; Arthropoda; Insecta; Diptera; Culicidae. Gene Ontology annotation, molecular function: cyclin-dependent protein serine/threonine kinase regulator activity.
UGAACGGAGCGAAAGUGCCGUCAGUUGUGUCUGCGACUAAUUUGCAGUUUUUAGUCUGUUUCUUGUUCAAUUUGUGGUGUUAUAAAUCGAUCAAAAAUGGAGUAGUCCUGCUGAAUGCGAUAGCCUGGUGUGCAAGGAAAAGGCUUUAAGCCGAACUUGGAAAAUUAAGUUUAGGUUUUUUUUGUUUGGUGAAAAAACGACCAGGAAAAGUGAUGCAAUAAGAUCUAGUGGCGUCGGUUUAGUGGUUGGUAAAGAUAGUUUGCAAUAGUAGGCCAUAUAGUUUUAUUUUUGCCAUUUCGACGUAGUUUGCUGUGUCGAAAGAUUUUUAUUUCGAAUGUGAUAAAAAGCUAGCAAGCUAGCUGAGAACGGUUCAGAAGCCAUUUUUGUGUUCCUAUUUCGAACGGAACGAAGCAGCAUCAAGCAGGCAAAGAAGGAAGUUUUUUGUUUAUGGAAAAUUGCAGAAAGCUGAAAAAUCUUGCACGAACACAGACGAAAGCGAUGCUGCCGUGAAAGUACGCACGCAUACAACGAAUUGAAGAACCCUUAAAGUGUUCGAACACUGGGUGUAGCGAAGAAGGAGUGACGACAAGGGUUAAAUCGUGACGAGAGAAGUUCAAAGCCUUAAAGAGAAGCUACUAACAGUAAACGAAAACAACAUAUAAUUGUGGAAACAGUACGCAGAAGUGUUAGCGACCUCUAGCAGUCUGCGAUAGUCAGCCAAAGGUGAAAGUUGACAACUGUAACAUCUGUGAUAUAUGUGUAGAUAUUAGUUUCAAUUAAUAUAUAAGAUUUACAAAAUUUCGACACUAUCGUAACGAAACGAAGCCAGAAGAGUUCAAAUUCCAACCGUUCAGUAGUUUAUACAAACUCCAGUCUGGAGAGCGAGACAACGGCUUGGGUCCAGAUUCCAAAGAUACUUUUUUUCCAAUAUCCAUCAACGUUGCCAUCACCGUGACCUGCGUUAACGGUCAAAUCUCUGGGAAAUUAAAAAAAAUCUCGCGCACCCACAUCAUAAUAUAGCAUCGGUGCUGUCCGACAUUCCCGUUCGUGUACAAACAUCAGUCCCUGUACGGUACAAGGUCUUCAAAAACCGAUAUCAACAAACAGAACAAACAUAAUCGCGUCAGUCCAGCGUCCAUGUGUGUGUAAAUUUAACAGUACGAACGAAUGGAAUAAAAGUAUCAACAGCGUCGGUGGAAAAGCGUUGCGCAUCCAAGACGAAGUCCGUCAUCAGCUGAGAUAGCUGUGCACCAAUACACGAACACAUUCCAUGACAAAAUACGGCCGUGUAGUAGUGUAGCCGACCACAUCGCAUCAGCAGCAGAGCCCCUUAGCUGGCUGAAGUCUCCACACGGUUCGUCAUUGUAGAAUCUAAUCCCGAAUCGAAUAGUUCUUUGUUACUGACAUUGGGGUGAAGCAAAAGUGAGAGCCACAAUCACGGAAGCAUCCGGGUACUAGGCCAGCCCUCAGUAUGUCUGUCCCUGUACGCUGCUAUUCGGUCGAUACUAUGAACAACAACAUCGGUCAGCAACAGCACGUCGACAUCAGCACUGACAGCGCCCGAAUGGAUGACGACGAGUCGAUGAUGCUGAGCAAAGUUCAAGUAUCCGAGGAGAUGCAACAAAAUCAGCGGAUGUUGUUAGAGGGCCGGCUUGGGACACCGGAUGCUGCUGAUGCCGUUCUUAUGGCACCACCGGGCGAUCAGAUGAGCAACUAUCACCUGAUGCAGUCCGGUGCGUCCACCAACAAUGACAGCCACCUCACCGGAGGUGGGCCAACAACGGACUUGGCUGGUGCCAAGUCGCUAUCCCCGCAAAAACAAUCACUAUCGGCGUCAUCGCCGCAGCAUCAUGCCCAGCAGCAACCCGGGCUGUCGUUCGAGCAGAUGAUGGCCAAGCUGAGCGAACUGCUCGCCUUGGAGCCCAAGUACCAGCCGAACCUCUACCUGCCUCAGCAGUCAUGCAAUGGAGAGAUUACUAUCGGUACCCGGGAUGGCGCCGCCCAUGUGCUGCGCUGCCUCAAGGUCUGGUACGAGCUGCCGAACGAUGUCCUGUUCGCGGCCAUUAACUUGGUCGAUCGCUUCCUGACCAAGAUGAAGGUACGGCCCAAGCAUAUGGCCUGCAUCUCGGUCAGCUCCUUCCAUUUGGCGGUGCAACAGUUGACCCUGCCGCAGAUCGACACCGAGGAUUUGGUUGCUAUUUCACAGUGCCGUUGCACGUCACGUGAUCUAGUACGUAUGGCGGACAUUGUUGCCAACAAACUCGGUGUCCAAAUGAGCUGCGCCCCAGUAACGGCACUUGCCUUCAUACGGCUGUUCUACUACAUCUUCGAGAACGCCGCCAAUGCCCUGGGACUGACCGACAUCUUUUCGUCGGCCGUCUCACUGGCGGAUCUGGAGAUGCGCCUGGAGAUCCUGGCCUGUGAUGCUAGCUGUGCUAGCAUUCGCCCCUCGGAACUGGCCCUGGUCAUGAUCUUCACCCAGAUGGAUGCGCACGUCAGUGCGAACAAGGAUAACGGGCUGUACAACCAGCAGAUUCACGAUCUGGUGGAUUAUGCCAUUCAGCUGCAAAAGUUCUGUCGUAUCCCGGACAGCAGCUUCUUCUACAGUCACAGUAUUGUCGCGAAAAUUCUGUCGCAGUACAACGGACAGCACAAGAUGCCGUACAAACAGCGGCUGGUGUGGAAAUUGUCGUCCCGCACCAUGAAGGUGCUGCGUCCGACGGACAAGCUCACCUCGUACCUGCCCACGAUCGCGGAACAUCACGCUCAUAACAGUCACGUUAACAAUAAUAAUCUUAGAUUUAGAACCGGCAGCGUCAGCUCCGAAGACGACGGCGAAGAUUGGCCCACUUCACCCAUUGUUGCAGUUUGUGAACAGUUUGACGAGUAAAUCGACCCCCGCCCCACCGGCGCACAAACGGCGUACAAGCGCGAGUGUUAGUGAACUAAAGUGCCGUGCAACGCGCCAUCUAUUUCUAAUAUCAGGAACCCCCGUGAGAAGUACUACACCAACAACUACUACUUCUAGUAAAAUUAUUAUUGUUUUGUUAAAUUUGGUUGACCGCUGCGCAACACCACCUGCUAACUGGUGAGCAGCUUUAUGAAAACAAAAAGGACACGUGACUAAAUAGAGUUGAGCAAAAGUGAGACGAUUGAAAACUGUGUACGUGUGUUUUCUUUUCUGAAAGAAGACACCGGCUGAGAAAGAGACUCUUGAACUUUUGUGGCUGAUUUAAAUAGUGAUCAAAGCGACGGAUAGUGGACAAGCAUUCUACAGUGCACACCUGACCAGCCGACAACAGAAAAACAAAAACAGUGGCCGGGUGAAAGGACAACUGUAUGCUGGAUUCUGUGCGAGGAAUCACCAACAUUACAACACCCAGUCUAACACUCAAACAAGCACACACAUACGCACACGCUAGCUUGUUCGCUCGCUCGUUCGAUCAGAUCUACUUGCGAGGUGGGAGACUGUAGUACGACGAGGACGGAAAAGCCCGCCGCAACUUUUGAAGGACAUCGAGGCGACGGGUGUGCGUGCGCGCCAGUGUAAGCAUUGUAUUUUAACUGUUUUGAUUUUUACCUAGAGCUAAUUAAAUACAGAUUUAAUUAAUCUAAGCCAGUUAAAACAAAAUCCACACAAAAAAACGCGAACAAAAUCAUUGGAAAAAACUACAAACAAAAAAGAUUAAAAGGAUAAAAAGCAUAAAAGAAAAUCAAAAAAAGUACAAAAUAUACAAAACGUAAAAAAAUCUAGGACAUAGGUGUUUAACGCGUAGGUCGAAGGCAGAAAGAACAGCAGAUCAAGAACGAGAAUUAUAUUCGACAGGCUUAAAAGCAGAGAGGAAAGGAAAAAAGACUUGACCGCCAAUUCAUCUGUUUAGAGACGAACAUAAAGAAAAAAUCUCACAAACCUUACCGACGCCUGUGAAAAAGAUUCAGCAGUGCGAACGUUUUGCAACAAAUUAACGAAAAAAAUCAUUCAAUAAGCCAGUACUGAUUGUGUUAUUAGAUAUUUUACGCAGUAAAUCAUACGAAAGUGAAGAAAUAUAACAGUUAAAACGCUAAGCUUGUGUGAUUUUUGUAGUAGAGUUUCUCUCAUUUCCAUUCUGCUACGAAACGGAAUCCCAGAAAAAAUAGAAAUAGCCUGAAAUUGGAUUCUCGAUUUGAAUCAGGCAGAUAAACACUGAAAAUCGAACUAAGAUUCGAUAAAGGCAAACGUUUAAAACAACAGAAAAAAUACAAAAAACAGUAAAAGUGUGAAAGUCAAAAAAUAAUUUCAUUCUGUGUAGUAGUGAAACUUUGUCUAAUCGCUUUCUCAACAAAUUAAAAAAAAUAAUACAAACCGAUCCGCUGUAACCAAAUAUAAAAGAAACAAAAGGAAAAUUGUAGGCAACUACAGAUAAGCCAUUAGUAAAUCAAUCAACGCAUCAGAUCAGCAUUAAUUAAAACAAAAUUCCCUUACCCUUUUGUAUUUCAACGUUGUCGUAGUAAUAAUUGUGUGAGAGAAAGAUAGAGGAGAGAGAAAUCGGUCAACAAUUCCAACCGCAGAAAAAAGCAAACAGCCGAGAGCAAAACGAAACUGGAAAAUCUCUUUUUCCGCGUCUUACAAAAGAAGACGCCGUAAACUUUUAAUGAAGAUAGCGACACCGUGCUACAGCGGCAGUGACCGCGUAUCGGUUCACGAAUUUGCCCGUACCUCGACCACACACACGGUGUGACGAAAGGGGGGAUGUAGCGACCCUGUUUUUUUCUUCUAGGUUCUCUUCAUCCGUUUUUUUACCGGUCACGUUCCACACAUUUUCCGGGGGCAAAAACCUUUUUUUUCUGUACCGUUUUUUCAUCACCGCUGUCUUUGAUCUCGAAUACUUCCGGUGGUGGAACGUGUGAGGACAUAUGAAUAAACUGGGAACGCUUCAUCCCCCCUCCUUUUCACGUCAGAGCUGUGAAUCGUUUACAAACUACCGAGAAAUAAAAAUAAAAACUAGCAAAAUGGAACUAAUCUUGUCUCUGAAAGUAUAAAUCAGAAUGUUAAUGAGCAAAUGAAGGGAGUAAAAGCAAGCUGAAGAAUAUAGUAUUUUAACUAUUAAAUAAUAAUUUAUAAACAAAGCUAUUGUGAUUCGAUUUAUUUAAAAAAUAAACCGACUCAUGGAAGCAAUUCUGGAGGAAAGAUGUCAAAAGGUUAUCUUUUUGUGUAACUAAAUCCAUUAUUUUUUUAACUGAAGAAAGAAGCAGAACGACAAGGCAGACGCUAUAAAUAUUCGUGUACCUUCCUUUCCCUCUUUAUAUAUUUUGUAAAUUAUUUUCCUGUUUUUAAACAAAUUAUUUAUUUACAAAGCAAAACAACAAAAGUGAUGCAAAAAGAGCGAAGCAUCCAAGAAUGAAAAGAAAGCGAGAACGAUCAAACUCGCGUACUCUCGCCAAGAGACAAACGAAGAUAAACCGAAAAAGAGAUUUUUAUUCACCCAAUUCCAUCACGCGUGUGUAAGUUUUGUUUCCCAAUAGAGGAAGAAACAACUCAUCGAAUUCAACACAAACAAAAUGGCACCUCAUAAUUCUCGUUCGUUUUUUAUUUGUCGUAAAUUCGUGUAAUCGUACUUCAAAAAAACCAAACUUUUUUUUAUAUACUUGUAUGUACUCCCCCAGAAACCUUUCCUAAGAAUACCCUUCCCAAGACACUCCCCCACCUACCGUGGGAAUGAUUGUCCCAUCACCGGUGGUCUAAUGUAAACAAACGGUAUGACAGUCUUCACUGGUGGAAACUGCAUUUCAUUCUCUAUUCUGACCCUACCGGAGAGGAGCAUUCCCCGACCCAUCAUAUUACCUAAACGCCCACUUAUUAUAGAUAUAAACAUCGGUUAGAUUAUUUGAUAAGAAAGAAACAAUAGUAGAAGGGAAUGGAGAGAUAGAAGAAUAACAUCAAAAAAGCACAUUUUGUGGCAGGACUAUUUUGAUAGAUUUUCAGAACACAGACACACCAUACCCAAAGGCGCGGAUUUUUAAACAAAUGUGAAAUCACAACAAUGUUGAUGGUGGUGAUGAUGAUGGAGAAAUUGUGUAUGUAUAAUUUAUAUCUUAUAAGAUAUCUGAUGAGAGAAAACAAACACAAGAAAAAAACAAGAAACUGCAAUUACAUUUCAUUUGAGAACAAAUGAAGAAAAAAAUAAAAGUUCUUGAUUUAUUUAUAAACUAA